UAAUAUUUUGUUUGUAUUAUGGUAAUGAUGUCAUUUGGACAACAAGGUUGAUUAAACCUCUGAACCUAUGAGAUAUAUUCGAUGAUAUUAAUACACCUUGGUAACAAGUAACAACAUUCGCGUUGCAUAAAUAUUGUGUUAAUGUUCGUUAUUUUGUAUUGCAUAUUUUAUUAUAUUAGUAUUACCCAUUAAUUUAUUAAUGGUUAAAUAAUGAAUACUAAAUUUUGUUGUCAGCUUUCUGUGCGUAUGAUUAAUAUGUUUAAAUCUUAAUUAAAUUUAAUUAAAACUUUCUAAAAAAAUGUCUAAUAAAGAUGACAUAGAUUACGAUUUAGGUAGUUAUAGAUGUGAAGGUUCCAUAGAACACUUUAAGUUUAGGUAAUAUAAAUACAAAUUACUACCUAUGUAAAUACACUAAACUGUGCUUAAAAAAUUUAUUGGACAAUUUGUAAUUAUUACAUUUUUGUAUUUAAUUUUAUAAUUAAAUGUUCUAGAGUAUGUUUAGAAAUAUCUCGGACUUCAUUUCAUCAUAAAAAUACUAAAAUUGAAAAGAAAAAUACUAAAAGGGUUGAAAAAAUAUUUUAUUGGAUGGAAAAAACCACUAAUGAACCACAAGAUCAAAAUGACUUAGAAGAAACUUCUUCUUCAAUUGAAGGAAAACUUUUAGAUAGUCAUUUAAAAACUGAAUUUAAUCAUCAACAUGUAAGAUAAUAAUUUGUAUAACUUAAUUAAUUAUCUCGGUAAAAUAAAUAAUACAAAUUACCAUAUUUUAGACUGGUCGAACAAUUUUGCAUGAUAUUAUGGUUCACAAUAAUAUACUCACAGAAUCAUUUAAGAAAUUGAGCCUGUUAAAAAAUAAUAGGAAAAAUAUAAAUUUUUUUACUAAAAACAUUCUGGAUGAUUCACCAUCUGACAUUUUGAAAUUACAAAACAGAUUGCCAAAUUUGAAUCAAAUAAUGCAUGUACUUUUGGACCUUGGAAAUAACGGGUAUAAGGAUUAAUUAUAACAACAUAUUUUGAUAAAAUUGUAUAGUAUAAAGACUGUAAAAUAGAUUUAUUUAUGGUUUUUAUGAACUGUUAUUGAUUAACCUUUUUAUAAAGUAUGUGGUUUAGAUCUAUUUUUUUUUAAUUUUGGUAGUCUACGUACUGCUUAAACUUGUAGUUAUUGGAAAUUUAGGUUUACCAAUGUGAAUUUACAAAAGAUAUCAGUUAAAUUAAAUUAGCUUUUCUAGUGGUAUGAAAAUAAACCUAAUAAAGUAAUAAAUAUAAAAUGUCAGCAUAAACAUUAAACAGAAUUCAAUGAACAAAACCUUAUAAUUACCAACAAGAUUAACUUGCAAUAUAAAUAAGGUGAUCAAACAUUACUUUUAACACAAAUUAUUUGUUAUUAAUAAUAUUUGGACAUUUUAUUCAGUAGGUAAAUUCAAUUUUAGGAAAAUCAAGGUUUUGAAUUAGAACUUCUAAGGAUUAGAUUUAAAAUAAGAUUCACAACAGAUUUAAAAAAAAAAUAAAAACAGAUACUAAACUGCAUAUACUCAGUAAAUAUUUAUAAGGUUUUUAAAUUAAAUUAUGAAUUUCAAUUUUAAAAGUAAAUGUAAAUUCACAGGAAGUGCAACCUUAAAAAUUUUAAUUUAUACCCACUCAUAGAUAACAUAUAGAAAACAAAUAUUAAUGCCUUUUUUUAAUGAGCAAGAUUGUAUGUACUCACUGACAUUUUAAUAAAAAAAAAAAUUUGAUUUCAAUUUUCUAAAUUCAUUAUAUUAUACUAAAUAGAUUGAACCUAACCGAAAAUAAAUAAUACAAAUAUGUUUAAAUAAUAAGUUUGUUAUUAUUACUAUGUUUAAAUUAAUAUUAAAGUUCAAGUUGACAUUGAGUAUUGUUAAAAUAUUUAAUCUCUUCAAUGAUAUCUUUUAGAUCUAAUUAAGGUGCAAAUUCUUACUCAAUAAUUAAUAUCAUUGACUCUAAUUGAUCUUGCAUUAUACAUCUUCUGUAUUUAGUUUUCAACAAACUUAAUUUAGGAAAUGAUCUCUCACAAGAGCAACUUGUGACCAGCAUAGUUAUAAAUAGAGUUAAUAUUUUGUAAAUAUUUAGAAAAUCAUUUAAUAUGUUACUAAUAAACACUGAAGGACAGUUUUAUUUGUUAUACCAAAUUCAAAUUCUAGAAAUGAUCCUGAAUUUUAAGUCUAGUCCACUAUCAUUUAAGUUAAAGAUUUAGGAAAGUAAAGUUAAAUUUUGUUUAAUCAUGUUUAAUGGUUGGUACAAAAGUUAGUAUAAGUCUGUAGCGGUCACCUGAUCUAUCAGGGAGUGUUGUAGUGCAUACCCUACUCCUCAUGAACAUGCCUAUGAUCGUAGUGCCAGGAUAGUCUAUUCAAAUUUCUUGUUAUAAAUUAAAAUUAUAGGUAAUUAUUAUUAUUUUGCAAUUUAAAUUAAGGUACAAUAUUAUUUUUUAAAUGAUUUUUAAUGCUGAAAUUAUUUCAAAUAAAUUUAACUAUUGAUCUACUAUAUUUUAGUACAGAAAAUGAAGAAAACAAUUUAGUAUUGGCUUCAUUGUAUUGGAAUCAAAACAGUCGCGUACUAACAAUAUUUCCUGAUUUUACCAUGAACAAUUCUGCAGGAUACAUUCUUUCAAUUAGCACUGUUAAGGAUUCAUGUUUUGAAUACCGAUUUUGGAUCGAAAAUCUUUCAAAUAAAACCUUAGAACUUAUACCUAAUACUUUGAAUGUAAAAAAAAAUUUAUACUUGAUAACCAUUCUUAACUAUUACUAUGUAUUAGCUAGGGUGGUCCUUAUUUUUAAACUUCAAUAAUUGUGUACUGUAGGAUUAAAAUUCUGAUAGGUACAUUGAAAAAAUAAUUUUUGUAAAUUUUGGGUAUGAUUAGUCAACUCCUUCAUGCACCUCAAAAGGUGAUGUUUUUUAAUUUUUUUUUUAUUUCAACAUACAAAAAAUGUAUUAGAUACUUUAUUAUAGUAAAAAUGAUUUCUUAUGAAAUAGCUCUCUUUAUCAUUUCAGAGGAAACUUACCGUUAUAUGUGAAAAAUCUAUUUGAAAGUUUGUAGAUUUGUAAUAGAAAAUUCAAGAUUAUGUAAAAUUUCAAAUCUACAAACUUUUAAAUCGAUAUUUCACAUAUAAUGGUAAAUUUCACUAAAUAUUAAAGAGAGCUUUUAUGUAGUAAAUCUUUUUUACUAUAAUAAAAUUUUUGAUACAUUUUUUGUAUGUCCAAAAUGCAAAAAAAAAUAACGAAAACUACCCCUUUUUUAUUAACUUCAACCUCUUUGAGGCACGUGAAGGGGUAGUCUUGUCAUACUAAAAAUUAUUUUUACAAUGUACCUAACAGAAUUCUGAGUCUUUGAAUUCAAAUAUUUGACAUUUAUUUUCAACACCUACGGAUCACCCUUUUAUAUAUACUUAGUUUAAAAAUCAUGCAUAUAAUUGUGUGUUUUAUUUUUUUAGUUAAAUCUACUUAAAUUGGAACAUUGUGAAUUUUAUGUACCAGAAUCUGACACUAUUGAAAUAUUUGCUGAAAUAAAAUCAGCCAGUGGAUUUGAAUAUGACAAUUUAUUUAUUCGCUAUUGUGUUGAUCUUCCAUCAGGUAAGAUUAAAUUGAGGAUAUACUAUUAAUAUAUAAAGAUAAUUUACUGACUAAUACUGACUUAAUAAUAGUUAUCCAUCAAUUUUUAUUUAUUAAUAUUGAAAAAUUUGCCCAUAUAAGUAAAAUCUGCAGCCAUAUUUUUGUGUAUUAAUACCACUUAAACAGAAUUUAUUUGAUUUAUAAACAUCUAAAAUGAUUUGUAAUUUUUGUCCAGAGUUUUAGGGGUCAAUUCUGAAAUUCAAAGAAGAACUUUUUUUAUGCAAACAUAAUGUGAAAAAAUUUUUUAAAAUACAUUUUAGUGAUUAAAUAACAUAAAUUUAUUUAAAAUUCUAUAAUUAAUAACAAUUUAAAGUUGUUACAAAAUAUUUUUAAAUUUCUGUGGUAUUAUUACCUGAUUUUUUUAUGGAGUUUAUAACAUAUAAACCCUACACAUCCCAGAUAAAGUUAAUAUAAUUUACUAAUGUAAUUUUAUUAAAUAUGUGUAAUCAUUUUUUCAGGAUGGGAAUGUCCGAAUACUGAUUCUCUCCGUGGCACAACUCAAACAUGUCGACGAAAUAACAAUAUGAUAUCCAUAUUUUCAUAUUUAUUUAAUGUCACUAUUAUAUUACCAAAAUCAGUUGAUCAUUCUAAAGGUUAAGUUUUUACAUGUUACAUUAUUAUGCAAAAAUAAAAUUCACGUGGGGGGUAGAAGGUUUGGACUCCCCUAAUCAUUAAGGAAAGUGUGUGAUUAAAAAUUUGUUAACUCUAAAUACCAAAUCUACGAUUUUAAAAUAAUUUUUUUGUACUAUUAUCAGAAAUACAUUUGACAAUAAUAAAAUAGCAAAAUAGGAAUAAUUUAAUAAAAUAUCAAUAAAAACCUUGGAAAUUAUUAGUUUUGCUUUAUUUAAAAUUAAAUUACUGUUGAAUUGUCAACUUGGCAAUGUAAAUUUCGAUGUUUAAGGGAAGGAUAUUACACCUUCAUAUAGUGAUAGGGACCCUGGGUGUACAUUAUAAAAUCAUAUAUAACAUAACGACACUUAAAUCUUAAGGUGCAUACAAUUUCUUUUACACCUUUGCAUCCCCCUUCUAUAUUCUUAUAUGUAAUAAGCAGUGCUUAUCAAGAAUUGUCAUCUACGGCAUCAAGAUAAGAACUGUCUAUUGUCCUGUUACCUAGUCCACCUUUGAUUUUUUUUUAGUAAUAAUUAAUUUUGUAUUUCAGAUCAGAACAUUAACUCUGCAUUUAUAACUUUUGUUGUGUAUUCAAUUGAUUCGUGGGACAAGGAACGAGUUGAAGGAUAUGCAUCAUAUCAAAUUCCACAGUUCGCUAAUCUUAUAUCACAUAAAAAAGAUAUUGUAUUAGAAGCUUUGUUGCCAAAAUCUAGAAACUGUAUUGAUGGUUUACGUAGAUAUUUUAUUGGUGGAUCAGUGAAGUUAGCUGAACCUAAUUAUAUUAGUGUACCAACCAAUUUUAAUGUAUUAAAAAAUUAAUUUUUCUUUUUCUUUCAAAUUAAAUAAUUAAUAAAUUGUUUAACAUUUAAGGAAAAACUAUUAAGCAAAUUUGGAUUGGAAGUCGAACAAAAAGGAACAUUAAAUAUUACCCUUAAUUUGUUAAAGCAACAUUGCAAAAACAUUGGAAAUAUGAAUUGUAUAAACACUAGUGACAUUGUUUCUGCUCAGGCAUUAGUCAAAAGUGUUAACAAUGUAAUGUCUAGUUUUAAACGAGCACGGCAGAGAAUGCUUUUGGCCUGCCAGCCAAUAUUAUGUCCAUCACUUAAUUAAAUUGUAUUUAUAUAAUAACUAUAAGUAGUUUAUAUUUAGGUAUAUAGCUUUAUUUUUAGGCGUUUUUGCAAAUGCCUAUCGUGAAAAAACCAAAUUGACUAAUUAAAUUAUGAUUUUUUUAGUCAUUACUCAUAAUUAUGUUUAUUUAGUUAAAUUUUAUGUUUUAUUUUAGUUUCAGUUAAACAAAUUAUAGAAAUAUUAAAUUUGUUUGUUUAGGAAUAAAUUUACAAAAAAAUUUUAGAAAUUAAUGAUACAUUAAGGCACCAUAAACAAUACCCAAU
Cinara cedri is the source of this 5624-nucleotide messenger RNA. The record is from the annotation of a GenBank genome assembly. Lineage: Eukaryota; Metazoa; Arthropoda; Insecta; Hemiptera; Aphididae.